Messenger RNA from Xyrichtys novacula (pearly razorfish), 4886 nucleotides. NCBI's taxonomy places the organism in Eukaryota, Metazoa, Chordata, Actinopteri, Labriformes, Labridae. The record is from the annotation of a GenBank genome assembly.
UGAUUGGUCCAUCUCAGCCUAUUGUGUCAUUGAUUGGUGAGGAUGUCAUUUUCCCAAGUUACCUGGACCCUGCCAUGAACACCUUUGACAUGACCGUGGAGUGGUCUAGACCUGACUUGGACCCCAGAUUUGUCUUUGUGUGGCGUGACGGCGUGGAGCUAGGGAGUAAUAAACAUCCAUCCUUCAGAGGAAGAUCAUCGGUGUUUAUUGAUAAACUGAGACAUGGAAACGUUUCCAUGAAACUCUCUGAAGUCAAACUCUCAGAUGAAGGAGGAUACAGAUGCUUCAUUCCUACAUUAUCUAAAGAUGUCACAGUUCAGCUGGUUGUUGGUGAGUCUGAACAUUUAGUCCUUUUUUAACUGUCAGUGUUUGCAACUUUGUGAAGAUUUCUUUACAAUCUUUAAAAGUUACACAUAAAAUCUGAUUCAGAUUUAAUAGAAGUUAAGACCUGAGAUCCUGAGUUCCCCACAUUGAUGGGGGCAGGGCACACACAGGUGCCUCCUUCGCCAAAUGACAGCUUAGAUAGGCUACAGCCCCCAGUCCACAACAAAAGGUCUGAACGACUGUCAGACUUUAAGCAGCAGUAAAGCCCAAAACAAUAUUGCUGUGAUUCAAAAUAAUUAUGCUUAAAAGAUGCUUGGAUCAGUUAAAAACACUCUCUUUGUGUUUUUUUUUUUUCUUUUUUUUUUUUACAACUUAAAGUGUUCUCACUGGUGUUUAAAUUGUGAUUAUGAAGUUUUUAGCCAAAAUCACGUUACCUGUGUUAUUUUCAAGGACUUUUCUUCUGCAGAGCUCCAGAAGCUCAUUAGCAAUUCACCUCUGAGUCGUAGGUGGAAACAGCGCUGCUCCGCUCACUCUUCUGCUUGCUAGCUUGCAGCCUAACAUUGCUGGUGUAGUAGCAGAAGCAGGUAACAUAGGAGCUAUUCAUCUUUUGGACACCAAUGUCUUUGGAGACACUUCUCCAAGUGUGGCCUGCAUAGCUAGGCUCCAGGGGCGAAUCUUGGAUUUGCCACGCAGGAAGUCUCAUUGUUUCUGAACUUGCUGUUUGGGUCUGCCAGAGAUUCACAGCAAUUUGAAUACAGAAAUACUCAGAAAUGCAAUUUUGCACUUAGUUUUUUCAUGAUAUGUCCUGUAGCAUCAGAAAAAUGCCAUAUGAACACGUAGACAACAAGUAAACAUGAUUUUCAUUGGAGUGGGUCUAACACAGUCAUAGACAGAGGGUCAGCACAUCCUGUUAUGCUCAAAAAGAGAGGAAAGAAAGGUCUGUAGUCAUGUUCCUGUAUUCAGAGUAAUGGAUCUGUUUCAUCAUUUUUCUGUAAGUUUUAUUUUUGUAUAAUGCACAUGUCCUAGUGUAAUAUAUCCCUCCAGACAUGGAGUUGUUUUUUUUUUCAAUGUUUGUUUCCACAUAUAAAGCCACCACAGUCAGAAGAAUUCUCCUCGUUCCUCCUGAAAGUCAGAGCAGUUUGAAUCCUUCCAACUUCAUCCUGAUCAGCUUGUAGGAGGAAGUAAUCAUUCCCUUGUUGGGAAUGAUCACUCGUACGCUAUGUUCUGUUUAAUCAAAAGUUUCCCUCCUACCACCAGUAUCAGAGUCCUCUUUUUACUGUGUUUCCACUCACUUAUACAGUACAGGUCAAAAGUUUGGACACACCUUCUCAUCCAAUGUCUUUUCUUUAUUUUUUAUAUACGACCAUUUACAUUGUAGAUUAUGACGGAAGGCAUCAAAACUAUGAAUGAACACGUGGAAUUUUGUACUUACAAAAAAAGUGUGAAAUAACUGAAAACACAUUUUAUAUUGUAGUUUCUUUAAAAUAGACACCCUUUGCUCUUGAUGACAGAAGUAUUUAGUGACUGACUCUGUCAGUCCUGAAGUAACCCUGAUAAGGCACACCUGUGAAGUAAAAAACAUUUCAGGUGACUACCUCAUGAAGCUCAUUGAGGCCCGGACUACACCUAUAUGGAUAUUUAUUUAUCAGGAUAUUUUUGUACUCCCGUCUAAAUAAAUGUAUCUGUCCACACGUGUCAGUUCUCAAAAAUAUCUCCGUCCACACGUAGCCUUCAAACUCAAUCCUAUCUGGUGCCGCUUAAAAAAAAAAAUCAGGAACAAAGCUACCUGAUUGGCCGAUGAAUCAGAAGUUUAGCUUCCAUUCAUCUGCAGGCACAGCCCCUCUAACGAAGUUGUCCCACCACUUGCUGGUCCGACCGCGUUUGACCCAAAACUUACGCUUCUGGCGAACUUUAAAAUGCCUAACAUUAACGUUACGAUUGCUCUUCAAUAAAAGUAUUAGGCGCAGCAGACGCCUCUGUGAGCUGGCUGACUGGUGGAUGUAAUUGUAUGAAACAAGGUUCACUUGCAAGGCUGAAAUUAGCCCCAAAAGGGCAAAACAAACGUAAAGAAUACCCUGUAUGUCCGCCAUCGUUGUUGUUGUUUUUCUUUUUAAUUCGCAUGCACGAGCUGAUCGAGCGCGAUCCGUAAAAGUUCAACCACACAAAUCCACUUAUACAGAGAUUUUUUUUUUUCUCCACUUGUUUUUUCGGAUUCAGAUUUAUCCGGUUUGAGUGUUCCAAACUCCUGUUUUGGUGUGGUAGGGAGGCCUAAUCGGACAUAAAUAUGUGCGGUUUGAAAUAUAUCUGCAUUCAUGUAGUUGGGGCCUAAGAGAACAGCAAAAGUUCGCAGCACUAUCAAGAAAGCAAAGGGUGGCUACUUUGAGGAAUCUAAAAUAUAAAACAUGUUUUGAGUUAUUUCACACUUUUUUCUUAAGCACAUGAUUCUAAGUGUGUCCAUUCAUACUCUUGAUGCCUUCACUGAGAAUCUACAAUUUAAAUAGUUAUGACAAUAAAGAAAAUGCAUUGAAUGAGGUGUGUCCAAACUUUUGGCCUGUACUGUAUUUCUAUUAAGUUUUUCUGCAAACUUUACUGUCAGACAGCAUCCAGAUCCAUCGGCUUCUCUGUGCCGCUAUAAAUGAGCAACCAUGCCAUGCAGGGCCAAGGAAGUGAACCAGGCCCAGCACAGGGUCCAAGCUGGUCUUUAGAGGUCAAUAGAGGUCAAAUGUGCCAGCGUGUGGUACAGAUUGACUAGUUUGAGUGUGCCCAUAUAAUCAUGUAGACAUGAACCACAAGAUCCUAUUUUAGGUGGUUUUGGCUGAUUAAGAUGACUUUUUGAAGGCCAACUUUAACACUUUUCUAGAGAUGUCCAGCUGGUGAAGGACCCCAUGUUGACCAAUAUCUCUGUGCAGAAAUUAUUCACCUGAAGCACCUGGAAAAUUAUGCUUCUGAUGGCUAUAAGCAUCAGUUCCUUGACUGAGAUCAGAUGUUGUGUAUUUUGAUAUUUAAAGACAUCUCUCUCUCUCUCUCUCCUGUAGGUGCUGUCUCCUCACCUGUUUUAAGACUGACCAGAAACAACAGUGGAGUGUUGUUGGAGUGUGAGUCUAAAGGCUGGUAUCCAGAACCAGAGAUGUUUCUGUUGGACGCUGAGGGAAAUCUUCUCUCUUCAUCACCCACUGAGACCAUCAGAGGUCCUGAUGAUCUCUACACUGUCAGCAGAAAAGUGACUGUGGAGGAGAAACACGGGAAGAACUUCAGCUGUAGAGUCACACAGAAGAAGAUCCACCAGAGCAGAGAGACACACACUGUUAUUCCAGGUAAAUCUGAGUCAGGAGUUCAUGAUGUGAUCUCUGAGCUGAACUGUAAAUGUUCACAAAGUUCUCUGUUUAUCAUCACAGAUCAUUUCUUCAUGGUACCAACUACUCCCAGUACUCCCAUUGUCCCCAGUCCUCCUGGUUUUCCUGGUUCUUCUGGUUCUCAGCCUGUUCUCAUCGGCUCAGUGAUCGUCUGUGCUGCUCUGGUUUUGAUUCCUCUGGUCGUCUUCAUUUUGUGGAGAAGGAGAAAAAAUAAACUCAGUGAGUCAAAGAGUUUCUUUUUUUCUAAUCUGGAGAUAUUUUCAGGUUGUCCUUCUUUCCUCCUAUGAACAGGAUAUCACGGGAAUGUGUGCUCCAAAUCUGGUCCAAACUUCUUCAGAUUUGCACAGAUGUCCUCCUGGGUUCAGAGACUGACUGAGUCAAUGUCGCUGGUCCUGGUUCAGUGUGACCCCCUCAUCAUUCAGUUCUCCUGAGCCUCAUGUGUUGGCAGCUCUCAGCAAAGAUUUUAGAUAAUGUAGUUUAUUUUUCAUUCUUGAAAAAGUCUCUGCUCUCUGUAAAAAGUGGACAAAGCUUCUUUUCCCAAAUGUGACCAGUUUCUCGUUCUUCUCUGUCCUCACAGAAAACAAGAAGGACCAUGAGAACGGGACUGAACAGACUGAAGAGGGAAAAACAAAAACAUCUAAAGGAGAUUUAACAGAGUUUAAUGUGGAGAAGGAAGGAGAAGAAGAAAGAGUAGCACUUAUGAAUGGAGGAGAAAACAUCAUAAAAUAUCAGGAAGAAAUCAAAAAACAUCCAGAACAAUCCACCAUCAAGAUAAAAACUGUGUUUAAAAAUAGACAAGAAGAUGAGUUUAGAGGAGAUUUACAAACUGACAUUAAUGAAACUUUGAUGGAGACCAAAGAGAAGCUGAACCAAACCAAAGAAGACCGAGGAAAACAGGCAGAGCAACAGCUGGAGGUAAAGGAGAAAGACAGAGAGAAGACAGAGGAAUCCACUGAGGAGGUGAAGGUAAUGGAUGAAGAAAUGAUGAAGACUGAAGAAGAUAACAUUAAUGUCACUCAAAAGAAGGAUGAGGGGGUUCAAAACCAAAAUGAAAGGAGGAGAAGAAGAGAAGAAGCAGUUAGAAGAGCAGCUGAACGAAGAGGAACGAGACAGCAGAAGAGUGUAGACAGAGAAAUCAGGGAGGAGGGAAAAGAAGAAGAAGGUGGAGGAGGACGGACAGAAGAGUCAGAGACAGAAGAAGAUUUAUGA